Meriones unguiculatus (Mongolian gerbil) is the source of this 6008-nucleotide messenger RNA. It is a transcript of the gene Marcks, whose product is annotated as myristoylated alanine rich protein kinase C substrate. Gene Ontology annotation, biological process: actin filament organization; central nervous system development. The record is from RefSeq and is a predicted model, not a curated record. NCBI's taxonomy places the organism in Eukaryota, Metazoa, Chordata, Mammalia, Rodentia, Muridae. The transcript is spliced from 2 exons. Bases 2325 to 3239 code for a protein of 304 amino acids. Gene Ontology annotation, cellular component: cytoplasm; plasma membrane; actin filament bundle. Gene Ontology annotation, molecular function: calmodulin binding; actin filament binding.
GGAAUCUCCUGGAUGGUGGCGUUGGAUCAGCCCAGUUGGCUUUUCAAGCUGGAAACUGCUAAUGAGGGAUUCGCGUCCAUCCUGGCGGCUGGGGUCUCGGGCCAGGCCAGCAGGCUUCCUGACGGGUACUAACACGUUGGUUGGCAAGAGGCGUUUCGACGAAAUGGUCCUUCCAGCUGCUCCGUGGACUAUGGCUUUCGGGACCGAAUAAUGUAUCUAAAGGAACUGGACAGUCAGGAUAUGAAACUUCGCGCAACGGUGUCCUGCUCAGUGACUGUCAAGCAGCCCUUGAACAAAGGGUUAUUGGCUUGAACCAACUGUCCUUUCUCACUCAGAGUGUGACCUAUUUCCCUACAAUGAACAGAAAAUAAAACUGUUUGACAAUUCCGAGCCAACACCAAGAGAAAUGAGCCAUUCCCUCGACUGCUUCUCGCUUCCGUCGUCCGCGUUGCUCGGUCACUAAAUGCAAACGACAAAAGAUGGUUUGGCUUUUUUUUUUUUCCCCGUGAGUGAAAAUGUGGGUGGCAGAGAAAUGUUUAUUAAGCUGCACCUCUGUCCUCUCUCCCUGCAAGACACAUUAAAUGGGCGCCUUGUCUUUCAGAUACUUCGGUGGCAAGGGCUGUAGAGACAGAGAGAGAGAGAGAGACAGAGACAGAGACAGAGACAGAGAGAGCGAGCAAGAGAGAGAGAUCCUACACAUCGCUGUAGACUUUAGCCCGAGUUAGACGUGGAGUCUCCAGGGAUUUUUCUUGCUGUCUCUCAACACUGCAAGCGGUUUCUUCUGAGACUCGGAAUCGGUCUCUUAGAAUUUCCUCGCGGCUGCCUCCCUUCCAGGAGCACACUUGCUGCCGCGCACUCACAGGUUCAAAACCAGAGUCCCUCCGCUGUGGGCAGCAGGCUCUGAAAGCAGCCGGGGUCGACGAGAGGAGCAGCCUCCCGACUGGAAAUAUGGAUGCGAACACUCAAGGCUCGGUCUGGCUUUACCGCAGAGGAAAAUGAAUCACGUCGUUUCAGGCACUGAUAAAACGCAAGCAGUUUCGAUCUUCUGCAAAUGGUCCUCGCUGUGUUUUGGUGAAAACCGAUCGCUAAUUGGAAUGGCCGGGGAGACGGGAUUUGAGGCGCUCCAAGGACCAGUCUCAAAAUAUUUUAUUUCACGCCCGUGGAAGAGGGAAGGGAGCGUGGCUUAGGCUGUUUGCUGCUUUUGCAUUUCCCACAUCUGGCCUACAGACCUAAUUCCAACUGGAGAUCUCGCUAGAGGAAAUUCGAUCUUCGUGGUUUAAAUACCUUUCAGUGUGGGACGAUCUAAUAAUUACAGCAGUUAAAAAAAAAAAACCCUAAAAACAAAACCGAAAAAAAAAAAAAAAAACUCUUGCGACUAUAUGUGAAACCCAUAUGGAAGGCGGAGAAAAAAAAUAUGCUGCGAGCACCCAAAUCCUACCCAUUGUCUUUAACACCCGAAUACACACUCACACACGUAAACACACGGGGAAGGUGGGGGAGGGGAGAGAGUGGCUGGAGACAGACACGGAGAGAGACAGGCAGGAGUCACUGCGAGUCAAGUUAAAGCUCUCUCCGCCCCCCGCCCCCCAUCCGUGAGCACCCCCUCCGUGUUAAUUAAUUCCAAACAAAGCAAGCCAAUCAAGAGACGCACUGUUAUUUGCAGGCCGAGGGGAGACGGGAGGCACGUUAUUUUUUUUUUAAUUGAUUUAUUUAUUUGGAGGACAUUAAUUCUCGGUCCGGGGCUGAUUUUCAAACCGCUCGGCAGAGCGCGGCUCCAUUGUUCGCCCGGAGCGCAGGCCCCGCCCCGCGCUUUGUGUGCGGCGCGCGGAUUGGCCGGCGCGCGCGGGGGCCGCGUCAGCGCCCGCGAGCCCAUUCAUCUGUGCACUUGGGCGUUGGACCCCGCAUCUUAUUAGCAACCAGGGAGAUUUCUCCAUUUUCCUCUUGUCUACAGUGCGGCUACAAAUCUGGGAUUUUUUUUUUAUUACUUCUUUAAAAGAAAAAAAAAGAUCUACACUUGGGCUCUUUUUUUUUUUUUGGUGCGUGCUCGACUUUUCCACCUUUUUCCCCUCCUUCCUGCGAGGCUGCUUUGCUUUUUUUUUUUUUUCUCUGAUCUCUUCGACUGAAAUUUUUUCCUCCGGAGUGUAUUUAAUCGGCUAUCUUCUGUCCUCCUCGCCACCCCCACCCCCUCCCUCCGGUGUGUGUGUGCCGCCGCCGCCGUUGCUGCCGCCGCCGCCGCUGCUGCUCGCCCCGUCGUCGUUCCACCGACCCAAGGCUCUUUGUUUCCCCUCUUGGAUCUGUGGAGUUUCUUUGUUGAAGAAGCCAGCAUGGGUGCCCAGUUCUCCAAGACCGCAGCGAAGGGAGAAGCCGCCGCGGAGAGGCCCGGGGAGGCGGCCGUGGCCUCGUCGCCUUCCAAAGCGAACGGGCAGGAGAACGGCCACGUCAAGGUAAACGGGGACGCGUCGCCCGCGGCCGCCGAGCCGGGCGCCAAGGAGGAGCUGCAGGCCAACGGCAGCGCCCCGGCCGCCGACAAGGAGGAGCCGGCGAGCGGCGGCCCCGCAGCCCCCGCCGCGGCCGACCAGGACGAGGCGGCCGCCGCCCCCGAGCCGGCUGCCGGGGGCGCGGCGGAGAAGGAGGCCGCCGAGGCCGAGCCCGCCGAGCCCGGCUCGCCCGCCGCCGAGGCCGAGGCCGCGUCCGCCUCCUCCACGUCGUCGCCCAAGGCGGAGGACGGGGCGGCGGCGUCGCCGAGCGGCGAGACGCCGAAAAAAAAAAAGAAGCGCUUUUCCUUCAAGAAGUCCUUCAAGCUGAGCGGCUUCUCCUUCAAGAAGACCAAGAAGGAGGCGGGCGAGGGCGCUGAGGCCGAGGGCGCCGCCGCCGACGGCGCCAAGGACGAGGCCGCGGCGGGCGACGCGGCGGCGGCGGCGGCCCCCGGGGAGCAGGCGGGCGGGGCGGGCGCCGAGGCCGGAGAGCCCCGGGAGGCGGCGGCGGCGGCGGCCGAGCCCGAGCAGCCCGAGCAGCCCGCGGCCGGCGAGCCGCAGGCCGAGGAGCCGUCGGAGGUCGGCGGGGAGCAGCCCGCGGAGCCCGCGGCCGGCGACGCGCCCGCCGCCGCCGCCGCCGCGCCUGAGCAGGAGGCGCCGGCGGACGAGCCCGCCGCGUCCGCAGCCCCCGCCGCGUCGCCGGAGCCGCAGCCCGAGUGCAGUCCGGAGGCGCCCCCCGCGCCCGCGCCCGCGGCGGCCGAGUAAGCGGCCUUGACGUAAUCGAAGAACUUUUCCUCCCCUCCCCCACGCCCCCCCAGUUUGUUUGUUGGAGUGGUGCCAGGUACUGGUUUUGGAGAACUUGUCUACAACCAGGGAUUGAUUUUUUUUUUUUUAAGACGUCUUUUCCUUUUAAUUUUGCAUUUUUUUUUUAAAGCAGCAAAUUUUGUUUGUUCUCUUUUUUUUUAAGUCCCCUCCCCACAGAUUCCCUUCUCAAAUCGUUGUUACCACCAUUCCGACAGGUUGAGGACAGUUUAAGACAGCUUCCUCCGCCUUCUUUUUUCUUUUCUUUUUUUUUUUAAAUUUUUCUUUUGCAUCAGUAUUAAUGUUUUUUGCAUACUUUGCAUCUUUAUUAAAAAAAAUGUAAACUUUCUUUGUCAGAUCUAUGGACGUGCCCAUAUAUGAAGGAGAUGGGUGGGUCAAAAAGGAGUUAUCAGAUGAAGUGAUAGGGGCCACUAUGGGAAAUGGAGACAGUGCAUAACCAUGCUAAGAUAAUAUGCCACUAAAAUGACGGUGUAAAGGCUUAGGGAUUUUCUUUUUCUUUUUUUUCUUUUUCUUUUUUUUUUUAAAGAAAAGUUAUUACGAUGUAUUUUGUGAGGCAGGUUUACAACACUACAAGUUUUGAAUAAGAAGGAAAGAAAAAAAUAAAGACACCAAUACCCAAGAUCUUAAAAAAAACAAAAAAAAAAAACGAUCAUAGUCUUAGGAGUUCAUCUAAACCAUAGGACUUCUUGCUUAUCUCCUGUUAGCUGUACCAGUCAGUGAUUAAGUAGAAUUACAAGUUGUAUAGGCUUUAUUGUUUAUUGCUGGUUUAUGACCUUAAUAAAGUGUAAUUAUGUAUUACCAGCAGGGUGUUUUUAACUGUGACUAUUGUAUAAAAACAAAUCUUGAUACCCUUCAGAAGCACAUGAGGUUUGCAACUCUCCACCCUGCCCAUUUUUGUAAAACUGCAGUCAUCUUGGACCUUUUAAACACAAAUUUUAAACUCAACCAAGCUGUGAUACGUGGAAUGGUUACUGUUUAUACUGUGGUAUGUUUUUGAUUACAGCAGACAAGGCUUUUUUUUUUUUUUUCCAGUUGUCUUUGAGAAUAAAGGAAAAACAAAUAUUCAGAUGCAAUGGUUUUGUGUAGCAUCUCGUCUGUCGUGUUUUGUAAAUACCGGAGGAGCUUUGACCAAUUUGACAUAGAGCUGGAAUGUAACUUUGCUUACAAACAUUGCUAUUCAACUCCUGCUUAAGGUGUUCUAAUUUUCUGUGAGCACACUAAAAGCAAAAAAAAAUAAAUGUGAAUAAAAUGUACAAAUUUGUUGUGUUUUUUUAUGUUCUGAGGCUGACUUCUAGGUCUUAGGUUAAUUUUGAGGAAGACCUUGCAUGCCAUCAAAAGCACAUUUGGCUGUGGUUUUUGAUAGGAAGUUUUCAAGCUCUGAAAUUCAUAAUUAGCCGUGUCAGAUUUCAUACGUAGGAAGGUCUUAUAUACCGUGUCAACUGUUAAUCAUUUAUCUGCUUUUAAUUUGCAUUUAGAAACGGAAGAUUUCUUUUACUGUAGUUAGAGCAUGCCAGAUUAAGUCAUUUAAGAUAAAAGUGGCUUGACCCUAAGACUAUUUAAAAUGUCUUAUGAGACCGUUUUAUAAACCAUUUUCUUGUCAUGCAGGUCCAGAGCCUUUAUAAUCAGUAAGAGUGUUGAGUUCAGACUGCACAAAAGUCAUGAAAAGAUAGCCAAACAUGUUCAAAUGUUGACGGUGUAUUACCUGCUAGAAUAAGCCUUAGCAUCUGACUGAUUUUCAGGUUGUUGUUUAAGGACAGGUUUCUAUCAGGAAGGAAUGGCAUUGAAUGGACAGCAUUAUCAGUCUAUGGACCAUUAGCAUAGCUGAAGCUUUUAUUUUUAAUCAAAGUGUUAGCAUCUUGUUAUUCGAAGGAGAAGAUAAUUAUAUAUUAAUCCUUACUAGUUUACUUUCUGCUUACUUCCCAUUUCAUAACUGGAUAAUUUUACUGGAUGCUAAACUGGUUUUUGCUUUGUUUUGUUACCAUUGCUUUAUUAAAUGAGCAAUAGCCCACCUGUUGUGCUCUCUUGACCAAGGGUGCACGGUGGGGUUCAGGAGAAAGUUGACCCACACCUGUGGUGGCUCCUCAAUAGCAUAUUGUAUUAAAAGAAAAAAAUAACAGCAUUAGCUUUUUGAUAAUGCUCCUCUAAUUGAAAUAAUGGAACAAAAUUAAUGCUUCUUUUUCUUUCUAAACACUCUCUCCCUCUAAUGAAACCAUGUAACAUUUGGAAGAGUAUACUUGAUCCUGAGUUUCUUGAUUUUUGGAAGAUUAAAAUCAAACCUGGUAACCAAAGGACUGAUAUUUGGGACUUUUCCCCACUUUAACCAACUUGUUCAAAAACCCCUAGUUGGCCAAAUAUGGUGCCUGGUAUGCAGUAGGAAUCAAUUGAAAUGGAUUAAAAAAAAUAACUCCUGAAGUGAGUAGUUAAAAAAACUGUGUAGAAAACUAUUCUAUAUUGCUAGGUUUGUUCUUUUAACAGCUGGGAUUUAUUGAGAUGCAUUAUUUUGAUUUUUAAUCACUGCCUAAAACACUUUGGGUGGCAUUGAUGGAGUGGUGGAUUUUUCUCCAGGUGGCUAAAUGCAAUUUGACAUACUUUUCAUCCAAAGUUUUGUACAUCCUAUUGUUUUCUAAUGGAAAAAAAAUUGUUAAUAUGGCUUUUUGUACUACUAAAAAUAGCUUUGAGAUUAAGGAAAAUAAAUAACUCUUGUACAGUUCA